AUGACUGACAGAUCGCCUCAACAAUUUCAUAAAGAUCCUCACGUUAAUGGCUCGAUAGGUAGUAACUCUUCUCGAGGUGGUCAUUCUAGUGAAGAGAAUGGUAGAUCUUCUGGUACCCCUUUUCGUACUUACCAUAACGCUGAGGCUAGUUUCCAAUCUUCACCAGAAGGUUCUCCCUACCGAAUCAAGACGCCCCAAUUAACUCCUUAUUCGAAACCAUAUACUGAUUAUCCUCAACAUAAAUUUCACGGUUGUUCUUCGAUCGACGAUUACGAAUUUAUGGACAAACUUGGUGAAGGAACUUUUGGUGAAGUGCACAAGGGUAAACACACAAAGAGCGGUAAAAUUGUCGCGUUAAAGAGAAUAUUGAUGCAUAACGAAAAAGAGGGAAUUCCUAUAACGGCUAUACGUGAAAUUAAGAUUUUAAGGCAACUAAAUCAUCAAAAUGUUGUGAGUCUAUCGGAUAUGGCUAUUGAAUAUGAUACUCCUUCUGAUACUCAACCCUCAAUUUAUAUGGUUUUCCCAUAUAUGGAUCAUGAUCUUGCUGGUCUUUUGGAAAAUCCUGAUGUUGUUUUUACUCCUCCACAAAUUAAAUGUUACUUGAAACAAUUACUUGAAGGAACUUUUUAUUUACACAAUCAACAUAUAUUACAUAGAGAUUUAAAAGCGGCAAAUUUGUUAAUAGAUAACAAAGGAAUACUUAAGAUCGCUGAUUUUGGUCUAUCAAGGCCAUUACAAGAAAAGACAUUAACUGGAUGUGUUGUUACUCGUUGGUAUCGCGCUCCUGAACUACUUCUUAAGUCAAAACGUUAUGAUACGGCCAUUGAUAUGUGGGCGAUUGGGUGUGUAUUUGGUGAAAUGUUAAAAGGAAAACCUAUUCUUCCUGGUCGUUCUGAUCAAGACCAGUUGGAUCAAAUAUAUAAAUUAUGUGGAACUCCCACUGAAGCAACUUGGGAAGGUUAUACUACUUUAUCAAAUGGUAUGGAGAUUGUACCGAAUAAAUACCCUAGAAGAGUUGUAUCUGAAUUCGAAAAGUUCGGUCCACAUGCUGCCGAUUUAUUAGAUAAAAUACUUAUUUGCAAUCCCAAAGAUCGUCUAAAUGCUUUUCAAGCAUUGGACCAUGAUUAUUUCUUUACUGAACCUUUACCAGCUGAUCCUAAAAAUUUACCAACAUAUGAUUCGAGUCACGAAUAUCAUCAUCGAAAACCACAAAAGAAAGAACGCGAAGUAGCUAAUAGAAAUGAUGAAGAAUCUGCUAGAGGCAGUAAUUCAACUCAGGAUGGCUAUCGUCAAAAUAAAAAAGAUCGUAGAUCUAAAAAGAGAAAUAGUCGAACUCCGGAUACUUCUCAUUCUAAAAAAGUACGAAUCAAUGAUCAACGAGACCCACGAGACCAGCCUCCUCGUCGUCAUGCUCUUCCAGAAAAACCAAUUUCAAGAAAUUAA
Molecule: messenger RNA, 1443 nt
Organism: Dentiscutata erythropus
Lineage: Eukaryota; Fungi; Glomeromycota; Glomeromycetes; Diversisporales; Gigasporaceae
Source: the annotation of a GenBank genome assembly